Anthonomus grandis grandis is the source of this 903-nucleotide messenger RNA. RefSeq lists its product as uncharacterized. Lineage: Eukaryota; Metazoa; Arthropoda; Insecta; Coleoptera; Curculionidae. Bases 1 to 903 code for a protein of 300 amino acids. The transcript has 2 exons. The record is from RefSeq and is a predicted model, not a curated record.
AUGUCCAUUUUUUGGUGCACCAAAAGACUUGGUUUGUUCGGUUUUACCUACUUUUUCCGAUGUAAGUAUUUUUUAUGGAUUCGACAUAACUUGGAAGAAAGUCAAGUUAAUCGCAAUCUUCUUGUAUCUGAAGCUUCAGAAGUUGUCGCUCAAAAAAUAGAAGAGAUUUGGAAAUCUGCGUCUGUACCAACAGUAAGUCAUCAGAGAAUUGUGGCGCUAAUUAAAGAGUACCAGAAAAAAAGAAACGAUCUCCCGAAGCCAUACCGACAAAGAAAAGACGUUCCUUCGUAUAAGUCCAAAAUUGAAAAUUUUGUAAAGGAUAGCCAACGAUUAUUUGACGUUGCCGCAUGCAAAUGUGUUGACUUUCAAAAGUGUUCAUGUUUAAAACCAAAUAAGGUUCCUCUAAAUGAAGGCCCAUUCCUGCAAGAUCAGAGGUCGGAUAGAAAAAUGAUGAUUGGGUCUGUUGAUUUUAAGGCUGUUCGACAUCAACAAAAAAGAGAAAAUAGGAGUCAAAAAGACAACAUAGCGGAAAAGCCGAAACCGAGCACAUCUUUUGACAGCAGUGAUAUUUUGCUGCUUGAAGGUCAACCUGAUUUCGAAAGUGAGCAAGGUAAAUAUGAUAACGAUGAAGACAAUCUUUCUCCCGAACUGCCACUAUUUUCUGAUAAUCCUGAUAAUCCAAGUACGUCAAACAGCAAUCGUAAUACUAGCAGGCUUUGCGUGUUGGCAAAUACGUUAGACAGAUACGCGGUGUCAGACAGAGCAGAUGCAGCGAUAGCUUUAGCCGUGCUUCAAGAUUAUAGAAAUAUUAGUAGCGAAGACUCCCAGAACAUCAUUAAUCGUCAUAAAGUCAGACGUGCAAGAAAAAAAAAAGACAAGAGCUACAAAAAUCUUCAAAGAUAG